Molecule: messenger RNA, 1454 nt
Organism: Raphanus sativus (radish)
Lineage: Eukaryota; Viridiplantae; Streptophyta; Magnoliopsida; Brassicales; Brassicaceae
Product: serine carboxypeptidase-like 47
Exons: 8
Coding region: 34-1350 (438 amino acids)
Biological process (GO): proteolysis
Cellular component (GO): vacuole
Molecular function (GO): serine-type carboxypeptidase activity
Source: RefSeq, a predicted model, not a curated record
GUUCAAAGUCGCAAGAGAAAAUUUACCAAAAAUAUGAAAUCCAAGAUAUUCUCUCUUCCUUUCCUCUUCUUCGUUUUCAUUUUCUCCCACUUCCUACACGGUUACGUUUCCAGUGAUCCUUACCUAGAAGAAUUGGCUCAUCAUGCUGGCUACUACAACUUGCCAAAUACGAAAUCAUCAAGGUUGUUCUAUUUCUUCUUUGAGUCACAGAACAACAUAACGGAUCCAGUUGUGAUCUGGCUAUCGGGUGGACCGGGUUGUAGUAGCAGCUUUGGUCUAUUCACUGAGAAUGGUCCGUUCAUUCUAACUGAAGAUCUCUCUCUCUCUCGGAACAAGUAUAGUUGGAACCAGGUCUCCAAUAUAAUUUACGUUGACCAACCAGUUGGGACAGGUUUCAGUAACAUAUCGGACACUGACGUUCUCCGGCAUGACGAGACUGGUGUGAGCAAUGACCUCUACAAUUUCCUUCAGGUGUUUUUCACGGACCAUCCACAACUCGUUAGGAACGAUUUCUUUAUCACGGGGGAAUCUUAUGCAGGCCACUACAUUCCAGCGUUGGCUUCUCGCAUUCACACUGGAAAUAAAAAUAAUGAAGGGAUUCCAAUAAAACUUACGGGUAUUGCGAUUGGUAACGGCUUCACCAAUCCUGAGAUCCAGUAUGGUGCAUAUGGGGAUUAUGCGCUGGAAAUGAAGUUAAUCUCCCAGUCUGAUCAUGAAAGUCUCAACCAAGUUUACGUUAACUGUCAAAGCUCCAUAAGAAAAUGCAAUAUUGAUGGUGGUUUAGCGUGUGCUUAUGCUUACAACGUCUGCAACCAAAUCCCUUACUAUAUACAAGCUGAAAAUGUAGACAUGAAUCCCUAUGACGUGAGGAAGAAAUGUGGGGAACUGAUAUGUGAUGACAAUUCCAAUCUGGAAACUUUCUUGAACCAAGAUAAGGUAAGGAAAGCGUUAGGCGUUGGAGAUAACACUUUUGUAUCGUGCAACGAGACAGUUAAUCAAGCAAUGAUAGAGGAUUGGAUGAUUAAUCUCGAGGUUAAGAUCCCAACUCUUAUCGAAGAUGGAAUCAACCUUCUAGUCUAUGCCGGAGAAUAUGAUUUCCUUUGUAAUUGGCUUGGAAACUCCAGGUGGGUUGAGCAGAUGAAUUGGUCAGGCCAGAAGGAAUUUGGAACAGCCAAGACAGUGUCGUUCAUGGUAAAUGGUAAAGAAGCCGGUGUAAUGAAGAAUCACGGUCCUCUCACUUUUCUUAAGGUACGUGAUGCUGGACAUAUGGUUCCGAUGGACCAGCCAAAGGCUUCUCUACAAAUGCUUCAGACUUGGAUGCAAGGAAAGCUGAAUAAAUUGCUAAAAUAAAAUAGAAUGCGUCUUCGUAGUUACCACUUUCUUGCAAAUUGUCUAAGUCCCAUCAUUGAGAUGAAUUAACAAUAAAUGAUAAGUAUGUCUGAAUUAAAAAAUAA